Arachis duranensis is the source of this 598-nucleotide messenger RNA. RefSeq lists its product as uncharacterized. NCBI's taxonomy places the organism in Eukaryota, Viridiplantae, Streptophyta, Magnoliopsida, Fabales, Fabaceae. The record is from RefSeq and is a predicted model, not a curated record. The transcript is spliced from 3 exons. The coding region runs from base 126 to 512 and encodes 128 amino acids.
GCAACGGAGGGUAUUUUUGGGUUUACAAUGUACUCACCCCCAAAUCCCAAUUGCAAUAGCAUAUAUACUGAAAAUUGAAACUAAAGCCCACAAAAACAAAUUUCAUAACUUAGGGAAAGCAGAGCAUGGAGGCCAUCAAGGAACAGCAGAGUAGUCUCAGGGAAGGAAAAGGGGAAGGUCCAACAGAUAAGAAAUUGGGGUUAGGGAAUGUGUACUGCAAGAUGGGAGAGGGAUGGACAUGCGUGAUAACCAAGACUGAGGGCCCUGAUGCUGGCAAAGUUUUCCUUAAAUGCGGUGAAAAUUGCUCAUGCACAAUUGAUGGUGAAACAGUGUCAAAGGAAGUGAACUUGCCACCUGAAGUUGAGAUUGGGAGCGGCAACCAAGCAUUUUGCAAGUGCGGCGAAGGGUGGAGCUGUGUCAUAUACAAGACUCAAGGCCCUGAGGCUGGAUCCGGCAAAGGCUUUGCUGAAUGCGCUGCAAAAUGCUCUUGCUCUACUAAUUCAUCCAUUUAAUUACGAAAUCAACUUUGUACUAAAAGCAACUAUAUAAUAAAAUGUGCACUCAAACUGCUUAAUUAAUGCAUUAUUUUUCAUUUACA